AGUGAUCAUAGCCAUUUCGAUUUAUCUAAUAGAACGGUGGAGGAUCUGUGAGUUUUCCAAUUUAUAGGAAUUUUUGGGAAAUUCCAUUUUCUUCAAUUUAUAUUUGGAACGAAAAAACAACUCACAACACGAAAAUGGCUUCAAGCAAAUUAGGUUUAAUAGUUCGUAAUUUCAGUUCAUCCAGUUCUCUUAACCAAAUGGUAAAACCUCCAAUACAAAUUUUUGGUACUGAAGGUCGUUAUGCAACAGCUCUUUAUUCAGCAGCAACCAAACAAAAAGCCCUUCCUGCAGUUGAAAAAGAUUUGACCAAAUUGCAGGAUGCCUUGAAAAACGAGCCUAAAUUCAAGGAAUUUGUUCUAAACCCCAUCAUUGAAAGGAAUGUUAAAGCUGAUAUUGUGAAGGCAAUUAGUAAAGAUAUAUCUCUUGCCCCACAAUCUUCAAUUUUAUUACAAGUUUUGGCCGAGAAUGGUCAUAUGAAGAAUUUGGGUGGUGUUAUCAACGCGUUCAAAACGAUCAUGGCUGCCCACAGGGGUGAAGUUACAUGUGAAGUUGUAACUGCUAAAGCUCUUGAUGCUUCCCAAAAAUCAAAGCUUGAGGGUGUUUUGAAAUCAUUUGUGAAACCUAAUGAAACCAUUCACCUUACAGCUAAAGUAGAUCCUUCCAUUAUUGGAGGAAUGAUUGUGAGCAUAGGCGAUAGAUAUGCAGAUAUGAGCGUUGCUAGAAAACUCAAGAAGUACACCGAUCUGAUCAGUGCCACUGUUUAAUUCAAUAGUUUUGUUAAUUCGUAAACUAGCAAAUAUACCUUAGUUCUAA
Messenger RNA from Harmonia axyridis, 813 nucleotides. RefSeq names its product ATP synthase subunit O, mitochondrial (gene ATPsynO). Gene Ontology annotation, biological process: proton motive force-driven mitochondrial ATP synthesis. The coding region runs from base 135 to 764 and encodes 209 amino acids. The record is from RefSeq and is a predicted model, not a curated record. Gene Ontology annotation, molecular function: proton-transporting ATP synthase activity, rotational mechanism. Lineage: Eukaryota; Metazoa; Arthropoda; Insecta; Coleoptera; Coccinellidae. The transcript has 3 exons.